CAUCGGCGAGGAGCACAGGAUCUGGAGGAAGAACACGCCGUUCCUGUACGACCUGGUGAUGACACACGGCCUGGAGUGGCCCAGCCUCACGGUGCAGUGGCUGCCUGGCGUGAGCAGGCCAGAAGGGAAGGAUUAUGCUCUGCACUGGCUGGUUUUGGGAACACACACGUCUGAUGAACAGAACCACCUGGUGGUUGCCAGAGUCCAGAUUCCCAACGAUGAUCAGUUUGAUGCCUCCAAGUAUGACAGUGAGAAAGGAGAGUUUGGUGGCUUUGGCUCUGUGACUGGCAAAAUUGAAACAGAGAUUAAGAUUAACCACGAAGGUGAAGUGAACCGAGCUCGUUACAUGCCGCAGAAUCCCUGUGUUAUUGCCACAAAAACACCUUCUGCUGAUGUGCUGGUGUUUGACUACACUAAACAUCCUGCAAAACCAGACCCAAGUGGAGAGUGCAAUCCUGACCUUAGAUUAAGAGGGCACCAGAAGGAAGGCUAUGGCUUAUCAUGGAAUUCAAAUUGGAGUGGACAUCUUCUCAGUGCAUCAGAUGAUCAUACGGUGUGUUUGUGGGAUAUAAGUGCUGGACCAAAGGAAGGCAAAAUUGUGGAUGCUAAGGCAAUCUUCACUGGGCACUCUGCGGUGGUAGAAGAUGUGGCUUGGCAUCUGCUCCAUGAAUCCCUGUUUGGAUCUGUGGCAGAUGAUCAGAAGCUUAUGAUUUGGGAUACAAGAUCUGAUGACACAUCCAAGCCAAGUCAUUCGGUAGAUGCUCAUACAGCUGAGGUCAACUGUCUGUCCUUCAAUCCCUACAGCGAGUUCAUUCUGGCAACUGGUUCUGCUGACAAGACAGUGGCUCUGUGGGAUCUUCGGAACUUAAAGCUGAAACUCCAUUCUUUUGAGUCUCAUAAAGAUGAGAUUUUUCAGGUUCACUGGUCUCCUCAUAAUGAAACAAUUCUUGCUUCAAGUGGUACUGAUCGUCGGCUUAAUGUGUGGGAUCUAAGUAAAAUUGGAGAAGAGCAGUCAGCAGAGGACGCAGAAGAUGGGCCUCCUGAGCUGCUGUUUAUUCAUGGAGGACACACUGCCAAAAUUUCAGACUUCAGUUGGAAUCCUAAUGAGCCAUGGGUAAUCUGUUCUGUAUCAGAGGACAACAUAAUGCAAAUAUGGCAAAUGGCAGAAAACAUUUACAGUGAUGAAGAACCAGAUAUAGCAGCAGCUGAACUGGAGGGUCAAGGAACAUAACCUUCUUCCUUAAGGAACUACUGGGAAUGACAUAGUAAUGUAAUUCGACUACUGUACACAUAAAACAAAGCCCCUAAAAAAG
Molecule: messenger RNA, 1313 nt
Organism: Acanthisitta chloris (rifleman)
Lineage: Eukaryota; Metazoa; Chordata; Aves; Passeriformes; Acanthisittidae
Product: histone-binding protein RBBP7
Exons: 11
Coding region: 59-1231 (390 amino acids)
Biological process (GO): regulation of gene expression
Cellular component (GO): NuRD complex; nucleus; ESC/E(Z) complex
Molecular function (GO): histone binding
Source: RefSeq, a predicted model, not a curated record